GUUCCUCUAGAGCAACACAAAAUGGACUAAGACAAGAACCAUAGGUCCAUUUCACAGUACAGAGCUGAGGUUGACCCCUUUUAUACACAACCAUACUUUCUUAGAGCCCAUAGAACAUCAUUUCAUUUACAUCACACCUAAAUUCCACUCUUUAGCAAAAUCCUAUGUUAACUCUAUAUUUUCCUUUGUUUGAUGAGAUACCCCACAAUUGCUCUGUUGUGCAGUCCCCACACUGCAAUGAGUCAGUAAACUCAAUUGGUUUGUUUACAGGUUGUCCCUGGUGGUUUUAGGCUGAUUGGGCUAAGACAAACCACGUCUUAUUUUUUAAAUGUCUCCUUUAAGCAAAUGUUAUUAUCUGUAUUUUACUCUAUUCCAUAAGCAGAAGUAACAAAGUAGUCUAAUUGCACCAAAAGAUGCUUAUAGCAUAAAACUUUCUAUGCUGUAAACAUAGAAAGUACUUGAAAUCAAAAAGAAAAAAUUACUGUCCUUAAAAUGAAAAAAAAUAUACACACAGAGUUGGGGUUUUUUCACUUUACUAAAGCUCAGGCUGUGCUUCUUACAACAGAACAAUGAUCAAAACUACAGCUUUUUUUCCUCCUUUAUAAUAUGACCAAACAAGGGUUAGUGGCAAUGAGCACUGCAUCACUUAAAAGAUACUGAAAAACUUGAAAUACUGAUGAACCUCUAACAAACACCUUCUUCCCAAUCCUCACUCUUGACCUAUGACCUUGUUUCCUUUUCACUGAGAAACAGAGACAAAAUUAGAUGAGAAUGUGUACAAGCUCUCACCAUAAGGUCUUCCUACCUCCUCUAACUGCACCUAUCUACUAUUACUAUCAAAGAUCCCUCUGUGUCCCUAACAAAGGCUAUUUCCUCUCCUUUUGCACUAAAUUCCAUAUACUCAUGCCUAUGGGGAGACAUUGUUCCAGUAAUUAUCUCCUUUCCUUUGCUUGGGUCAGCCUCUAGGAUGGCCCCCCAUGAUCCCCACCUCCUGGUAUCCACGCCAUGAUGCAAUCUGCUUACAGUCUAAAUCAGGAUGAACCGUGUGACUCAUAGAACACUGCAGAAGGGAUGAUGUGUGACUUCAGAUGCAAAGUCAUAAAGGACAAGGACACAACCACCUUCUUGGAUUUCUCACUCUGUGGAAGGGCAGUGACAUUCCAUGAGACAAGCAGUCCUGUGGUGAGGCCCAUGUCAAGAAGGCCUGAGAUCUCCCACCAUCAGCUACAGCCAAUUUGUCAGUCAUAGAUCCUCAAAAUGAGCAGCAGAUACACUCAGUCUGUAGGAUCAUUUAGCAACUCGGGGAAGGAGGUUUCCUGGUUGACCGACCCAGGGCCUGACGACUCCUUUUGAGCCACCUGACAAUUCAGUCCAGCACAGCAACUGAAGGAAGGCGUUCCCCAACCUGCUGUCCUAUGAAGGCCUCUAGGUCACCGGUGCUAAAGCCCUCCUUUCUCCACCCUCCUUAAGUGGAGGUAAACGUCCCAGCAGGAAGUCAAGGCUGGAUUGGCGCUCUUCGCGAGCACCCUGGGAACGGGAGUCUGGGUCACGGGUGCUAGAGCCCUCCCCUCUCCUCCCGGCCGUGUAUGGGAAAUUGUCCCCGCAGAAAGUAAAGGCUGGCCAGGCCGCCCCCAGCACACAGAGGGAAUGAGUCAGGCUCCGGCUCCACACUGGCACGUAGUGGGCGGAUCGCGCCGGCGCUGAGUAGGAAGGAGCUUCUGCCGCCAGCCCGGAACGCAUCAUAGGUUAGCUUUUCAAGACACUUCCUGCAUCUCUGACCUGUUGCACCUCUGUUAUCUUGGCACCUCUGUUAUCUUAGCAGCAAGCACCUGCCUCAGCUGACCCUUGAGCCAUAACCCAUAAGCUCCUGAAAAGUACAUCAAGACUAAAGUGAACCAGCUAACUCAUCAAGACUGGAAUCAUGAGCAAUAAUGGAGCAGACCUAACCUUUGGUUACAUCUCCUGUUUUGUAGCUAUCCUUUUGUUUGGCUCAAAUUUUGUGCCACUUAAAAAAUUUGAUACUGGUGAUGGAAUGUUUCUCCAGUGGGUCCUUUGUGCUGCCAUAUGGUUGGUUGCCUUGGUGGUCAAUCUGAUAUUACAUUGUCCAAAGUUUUGGCCUUUUGCAAUGCUUGGGGGCUGCAUCUGGGCAACAGGGAACAUUGCUGUUGUCCCAAUUAUCAAAACCAUUGGUUUAGGCCUUGGAAUCUUAAUCUGGGGAUCAUUUAAUGCCUUAACUGGCUGGGCAAGCUCAAGGUUUGGCUGGUUUGGAUUGGAUGCAGAAGAAGUAUCAAAUCCCCUGCUAAAUUACAUUGGAGCUGGGCUAUCAGUAGUAAGUGCUUUCAUAUUUUUGUUCAUCAAAAGUGAAAUACCAAAUAACACGUGUUCCAUGGAUACCACUCCAUUAAUAACAGAGCAUGUGAUCAACACAACCCAAGACCCCUGUUCCUGGGUGGAUAAACUUUCUACAGUACACCACCGCAUAGUGGGCUGCAGUCUUGCAGUGAUAUCUGGAGUACUCUAUGGAUCUACAUUUGUGCCAAUCAUCUACAUCAAGGACCACAGCAAAAGAAAUGAUAGUAUAUAUGCAGGGGCAAGCCAAUAUGAUUUAGACUAUGUUUUUGCGCACUUCAGUGGCAUCUUUCUUACAAGUACUGUCUACUUUCUGGCCUACUGCAUAGCCAUGAAAAAUAGUCCUAAACUAUAUCCUGAAGCAGUCCUACCAGGAUUCCUGUCAGGAGUACUUUGGGCUAUAGCUACCUGCUGUUGGUUCAUAGCAAAUCACUCUCUGAGUGCUGUGGUCAGUUUUCCAAUAAUCACUGCUGGUCCAGGAUUUAUAGCUGCAAUGUGGGGUAUCUUCAUGUUUAAGGAAAUAAAGGGUCUACAAAACUACCUAUUAAUGAUACUUGCAUUUUGCAUCAUCUUGACUGGAGCCUUAUGCACUGCUUUUUCUAAAAUCUAACAAUGACAAAACCAGCAGGUGGCAGCAGUAGUUAAGAGAACGCAUCUAUCGGACAGCAGAGAGAUCAUGCUAAGAGUGCAUUUUCAUACAGCAAAUGGAUCUCAGCCACUGUUGGAGUGGGUAAAUGAUUUUUUUCCCCAAAAAUGUGAGAAUGAAGGAAGAUUGAGUUUCAUUCAAGUAUAAAAAUGAAAAUUUCUUCUGAUGAACUGUUUAUGAAGGUAGUCCUUUACUGGGUGACUAAAAUGUCUACAUUAUUAUAGCAUUACAUACGAGGAUGCUGUUUUUACCACAGUAUGUACCUAGUGUUGCAUAAUCUAGAACACAGUAUAGAGUCCAUAUACAAAGAAGUUACAGUCCAAAUUUCUCACCUAUUACCCCAGUGAAGUGAGGCAGAAACAUCUUGGGCGAGGAGGGAGAGCCUUACCUUCUAAUGGAAUUAGAUUCCAAAGAUAUUUGGAUCCUUUGUUUCAUAAAGUAAAUGCAUAGUUGGUAACUAAAUGUUAAAAAGGCCAUUUUAUUAUUGUUAGCCAAAACUUCUGUUUAUUUCAAGUUAAUAUCGCCCAACUCUACAUCAUCUACCCAUUUUAGCUCAUAAUGCUUUUGAUUAUUGCCAGAUAAAGUCCAUUCUCAGAGAACAAAAAUUUUUCAUCAUUGAGAAUAUGUGCAUAACAUAAUACAUACAUACACAAGUAUAUUCACGUACAUAAAUACACAGAUAUGUUGCUAAAGUGAGAUUGUAGGUUAUCAGUAACAAUUUAAAGGAAACAACCACUCUUUUGAAUGUACAAUUUUUUUUUCUGAAAUACACUUUUCUAAAACCCUCUUAACUGGAGGUUUCCUGUUUUCUUCUUGUUUUAACUGGUGGUUUCCAGUAGGCAAAAUAAAAUGACAGGCAUGCUAGUUUUUUUUUUUUUUUUUUUUUUUUUUAAGAAAACUGAAAUUAAGCCAAGCAGGGUGGUGCACUACUAUAAUCCCAGCUGCUGGGGAGGCUGAAGUAGGAGGGUCACUUAGCCCAAGAGUGCAAAUCUGCCAGCCUAGGCAACAUAGCAAGGUCCCAUCUCUAAAAAAGAAAUUUAAUUUAAAGUUGUAAGAAAAAAGAAAACUGAAACAGAACUGCCAGUACAAUGUUUGUUGCAAUUGUUUCCAAAACUUUGAAAUAACAAAACCCCUAUUCAAAUGUAAAUUUUACCCAUUCCCACCUGAUAGUACUGUUUAUUACUUUGCUAUGCAGGAGAAACAAAACAGCUUUUUAUUUGUGUGUAUACUCUGAAGUCAAUGUGCAUGGGUUAAAUCCCACCUCUGCUUCAUUUUAUUUGUGUGGCUUUGGACAAGUUCCUAAGCCCUCUGUGUCAGGCCCCUCAUUAACAAAAUGGAGUUUAUGAUGGCAUCUACCUCACAUGGUUAUUGUGUGGUUGAAAUUAGUUAAAAUCUGUAAAGUAUGUUGAUGAGUAUCUGGUACUUGGCAAACACUAUAUAAUUGUUAGCUUUAUUAUUAUGUGUUGUUUGAAGGGGAAAAAAAGUUUUUGUAGAUUGGAGAACACCAUGUAGGAGCUACUAAGCUCACCACCUUCCCAUCCAAACAAUUAUUACUCCUCUAAAUGAAUACUACUUAAAAGUGAUGGAGCUUCUGUUUGUUUAUUGAAUUGCUAAUACAAAUAAAUAUUUGAUUAUAACUUCUUAUACUCAUUUUAAUUUUAACCUGAAAUGUCAUUAAAUUAUGCUGAUAAACUUUGAAUAAAUUGUGAUACGAAA
Molecule: messenger RNA, 4711 nt
Organism: Gorilla gorilla gorilla (western lowland gorilla)
Lineage: Eukaryota; Metazoa; Chordata; Mammalia; Primates; Hominidae
Gene: TMEM144
Product: transmembrane protein 144
Exons: 15
Coding region: 1922-2959 (345 amino acids)
Biological process (GO): carbohydrate transmembrane transport
Cellular component (GO): membrane
Molecular function (GO): carbohydrate transmembrane transporter activity
Source: RefSeq, a predicted model, not a curated record